GCACUAGCUCUACUUGUAUCACACGUCGCGUCUUCAGAAUGUCGAGGGAUCGCCUAGCUGCAGCAAGGGCUCGUCGCGCACAAACGAUGGAGAUGUCAAAUCUCGCUACUACCGGUCCUGCAAACGCAGGAGGGUCCUCGUCCCCAUUUUUAUCAGAGGCCACUAAUAUACAAGAGGGCAUACGGCAUUAUAAUGAGAAUGUUUCAAGGAUAUCGAUAUUACGCUCUCAGAUGUUAAAUGAACCGAACGCGGAAGAGAGUGAACAGCUGGAUUCUCUGGCUGAAGAAAAUCGCACUUUGAGUCAGGAUCUGAGGGAGCGCAUUCAGCGGUUGGCUCAGCAGCCACAAGAACAGGAUGCGGAAUUGAGAAGGACUCGAAUAGCGCUACUCCAAUCAAAAUUCAUGGAGGCAAUACAGAAUUAUCAAUUGAUUGAGAAGGAGAAUCGAGCCAAAUCACGACAGAGAGUUGAACGGCAGCUCAAGAUCGUGAAACCCGAUGCAACGCCCGAGGAAGUCGCCGCUGCGUUCGAGGGAGGGGGUGAACAAAUAUUUGCACAGGCUUUGACAACUUCAACUCGCUAUGGCGAGUCAAGAGCUGCUUACCGAGAAGUUCAAGGAAGACAGGAAGAUCUCCGCAAGAUGGAACAAACACUAGCCGAAUUAGCCCAACUUUUUAAUGACAUGGGAACCCUCAUUGAACAGCAAGAGGCCGUCAUCACAGCUGUAGAGGAUACGGCUAGAGACGUAGAGGCUAACACGGAGAAAGCCCUUCAACAUACGGGUCAGGCAGUUGUUCAUGCACGAUCGUAUCGUAAGGGUCGUUGGAUAUGUUUCUUUAUUUUUCUUUUCGUAGUAUGUGUCCUUGCGCUUGUGUUGGGCAUCGUUUUUGGUACCAGAAAGUAAUUAUGUACAUUAUUAUAUUAUAUUUCUAAUUU
Molecule: messenger RNA, 934 nt
Organism: Laccaria bicolor S238N-H82
Lineage: Eukaryota; Fungi; Basidiomycota; Agaricomycetes; Agaricales; Hydnangiaceae
Product: syntaxin-like protein
Exons: 9
Coding region: 39-902 (287 amino acids)
Biological process (GO): vesicle fusion; intracellular protein transport; exocytosis
Cellular component (GO): plasma membrane; SNARE complex; endomembrane system
Molecular function (GO): SNARE binding; SNAP receptor activity
Source: RefSeq, a predicted model, not a curated record